CGUCACCUUCUUAUAUAAAGCUGUCGACCAUGAAAACUGGCUAAAUUUGAUUUUCUUUUCGCUUUAGUGCAUCCAACAUCCACACCACGCCACAAGCGCUAUGACAAUGCCAAAAGUGGUCAGUUACACUCCGCCAUGGCUUUCUCGACCAUCUCCGGGCGCCACCCUCUUUUCCAGCGCGCCCUCGAAGAUCGCAGAAGAAGAGCUGUAUGGACAGAAUAAGACAGCUUACGAGGGCCCAAGGAGAACAUUGGCAAGGAGAGGGAAUGAAGUGUUUGCUGUGGUGGACAACCAAAUUCGCUGGUCGAGCCUCACGCGGCUGAAGGAUGAAUGGCAGCAGCAAUCAAAGUUGAAGAAGGGCUUUGAUGGCAAAGCUCAAGAUGAGGAAGCGAAGGAGAAACGUGAAUAUUACCGAGUUCUAACUGUACCUGUAUCCGACGAAAUCAGGCAGAUUAUUCCCUCCCCAAAUGGUGCAUUUAUGGCCAUUAUCACGGAUCACACCGUUCACAUAUCUGUAAUUCCGGAUUCCUCUCAUCUCGCCAGUUCAGACACAUCCCCCAUUCGUCUCAAGACAUAUCAGCUUGGUCCGACAACUCAUGUGAUUCCCCAGUCACCUGUGGUCUCAGCGAUAUGGCAUCCCUUGGGACUUCAAUCCAAUUUGAUGGGCUGCAUAGUGACUGUCACUGCCGAUUCAGCAGUUCGGGUCUGGGAACUAGACAGGAACAAUCACUGGUCGUUUGAUCGACCUACGCUGGCAAUUGACUUGAAAAAGCUCGUGGACGGCACGUCGUCGGAUCAAGAUUUCUCGCCUUUGGCAUUUGGCCAAAGCAAAGGCUUUUCUGCUGAUGGUAUUGAUAUGGAGACUGUCUCGGCUUGCUUUGCGGGUAGUGGACACGAAUCAGAAGAUGUCUGGGCACCCAUGACUUUAUGGGUCGCCAUGCGGCCUGGUGAUCUCUACGCUCUCUGUCCUUUGUUGCCCUCCAGGUGGCAAGCGCCAUCGACUACUAUUCCCUCGCUUUCUGCAACUAUUGUUCCCAAGCUGGGCGCGCUAGAGGAAGACCCAGAGGAUUCAGAAGAUCAGUUAACCUACUGCCGUCAACAGUAUGAGUGGCUGAGAACAAUCGAUGAGGAGGGACCGUUAUUUAAUUCAUCCGACCUGGCGACCAUACCUGGUGCGGAAGUUUUCACUCGUCCGGCGAAUCCAAGUGCCGUCCCGAGGUUGCAAGGACCUUUCCGCUUUGACGACGACGAUGUUUCUGAUGACUUGGACCUUUGCGAUCUUCUUGUAAUUCCGGCCAAAAUUGACGUCGCUGAUCUUAUGAUAGGCGAGGAAGAUGAGUUAGUUGUAGAGGAGAGCGGAAAGGAUAAACUUUCAGUAACUGUUCUUUGCCUGUCAACUGCCAGUGGCGUGGUCCAUAUAUGCUUGAACCUUGACGGUGUCGAGGGACAAUGGCUUCCAAAGACCAAACCGAACACAUUUUCGAUGCCUUUUUGGGAUGCUUCCGAACUGGUCCUCGUCGAGUCACUGGGUACAGUCAGGGAAGACCGCCGUCAAUCAAACUCAUGGCCCAUAUUUACAAAGGAUGUCCGCUCGGCUUACGAAUUUUAUGUCACGAAUGCGAAUAACGUGGUAUGCAUCUCCUUUUCUCCGUGGGUUCAGAGGCUCGAAGCCGAACUGCAAUCAGAGGACACGUCUGGCUCGGCUUUUCGACUACAAGUUCUCUGCGAGGGUCUAGCGUCCUCGAGAGAACGAGUCAUCCAAGUGGAUGAUGAAGCUGAUAGUUCCGCCGUGGUUAAAAGCCAGAAGGCUCAUUUGGCAUCCUCUAUUGUAUUUUAUGAUUACGAUGUUGGAUAUCUGCUGCUCACUUACCGUUCCUCGCUUCCUUAUGCUGCCAUUCUGGAUUCACCUGAGGUUUCUUUCCCGUCAUUAACAGAUCUCCCGGCACUGGAGGCCCCCGGACAACUACCCGGCCCAUCUCUUCCUCUUCCUCGGAGACCUCCUUAUCAGGUUCCCGCAAUCUUUUAUUCUGGUUCACCUUUGGAGUCGUUCGUUGAAAAGCAUGUUCCUCACCGCCAGCGACAUACUCUUAAGGAACAAGUUCGCCUAUCACCAGCGACCUUGGAUAUGGUUGCAGCUGCGCACCGGAUCCUGUCCGCUCACACCAACGCUCUCGAGAGAGCCGCGUCGGAUUUGUUCCGUCGCUGCGAAUUAUUGGGAGGGGAGAUACGCGAUCAGCUGAAGCAAUUAGGUGAUGUAGCUGAACGCAUUCACGGCGUGUCGAGUGAACUCGAGGAGGAUGGGAAGUGGAAAGAAGGGUCCCGGAGUGGCGAUGCUUUGGAUAAGAGACUGCAAGCCGCCAAAGAUAGACAGAAGAAUCUUGUACAGAGAUAUGAGAAUCUGCGAAACAGGAUCUUAAAUUCCGGUGGUCGACCGCUCAGCAGGAAGGAAGAAGCUUGGAUCUCGGAGGUGAACGUGUUAUCGGAGUCGGUGGGCGAACCGGAUCAGACGUCAGAGGGAGGACGUCAAACACUUUCAGAGAGAUUAGAGGACAUCAAAACAAUUGCUUCAAGCCUGCUGAGUGAAGCAAAGUCCAUUUCCGCGAAAGCACCUCCCUCUGAACCUGGAAGUCCCGCACGUGGACUUUCAACUCCUUCUGCAAAGGGAAUUCCCCAGAGGUUACAGCGUGCAAGGACCGCUGAUACAAUGAGGAUGGUUGAGCGAGAAUCCGCUGUUAUUGAUGCCAUUACAUCUCGUUUGGAACGCCUCAAUACGAGCAUAUCUAGCUACUAAACCUAUUUCCAGCAAGUCAUUGUCACAUAUAGAGGACUUGUUGAUAGUCCGUAUGUAUUUUGUCAUUUGGUCUGGCAAUUCAGAUAGGCUUCCGGAACUUCUACUCUGAGUAAUAAAAAAAUUGUAGUAAUUGAA
Monascus purpureus is the source of this 2926-nucleotide messenger RNA. The record is from the annotation of a GenBank genome assembly. Lineage: Eukaryota; Fungi; Ascomycota; Eurotiomycetes; Eurotiales; Aspergillaceae.